GGUCACGGCGCCGCGGCGGGUCUGGUUGGCGGCGGCGGCGGUGGCGAGCUGGAGCGGAGCGCCCCGUGUGCACGUGUGGAGAAGCGGCGGCACCAGCACGGUGGCGGGAGACAUCCCCGCCCCCUCCGGAGACACAGGGCCGCGCUUGACUCUCGCGGCCUCCGUCACCCGCUCAGCUCCCUGCCCCAGGCUAGGAGACUGGCUUGUAGGGUAGAGUGGCCCGAGCUGAGGGCGCGAAGAGCACAGGGCGGCGGCGGCGACGGCGUUGAUAUCGGUGGUAACGACGGCCUCAGCAGACGGGGAAGAUGAAAGGUAGCCGGAUCGAGCUAGGAGAUGUGACACCACACAAUAUUAAACAGUUGAAGAGAUUAAACCAAGUCAUCUUUCCAGUCAGCUACAAUGACAAAUUCUACAAGGAUGUACUGGAGGUUGGCGAGCUGGCGAAACUUGCCUAUUUCAAUGAUAUUGCAGUAGGUGCGGUAUGCUGUAGGGUGGAUCAUUCACAGAAUCAGAAGAGACUUUACAUCAUGACACUAGGAUGUCUGGCACCUUACCGAAGGCUAGGAAUAGGAACUAAAAUGUUAAAUCAUGUCUUAAACAUCUGUGAAAAAGAUGGCACUUUUGACAACAUCUAUCUGCAUGUCCAGAUCAGCAAUGAGUCAGCAAUUGACUUCUACAGGAAGUUUGGCUUUGAGAUUAUUGAGACAAAGAAGAACUAUUAUAAGAGGAUAGAGCCUGCAGAUGCUCAUGUGUUGCAGAAAAACCUCAAAGUCCCUUCUGGCCAGAAUGCAGAUGUGCAUAAAACAGAUAACUGAACAAAUUACAGAUGAACUUUCUUGCACUUGCUUGUCGCCAAAUAAAAGAGAGGCCCACUGAUUUUUUUCCCCUUCUUUCUUUUAACGCUUCCCCCCUCUUUAUUCUUGUUUCUCUUUCUUUCUUUUUUCUAUCUUUCCUUCCUUUUCUCUAAAAGUUUUAAUACUUUCAAGGACAUUAAUCAUGUUUGGAUUGUUUGAGUUUUCUGACUUUCGUGAGGUGGUUUCAUUGAGGGAGGGAGAAGGUGUAGGUAUGUUUAGUUUCACAGUUAAAGUAUAUGGUUCCAAAAAUUGGGGUGUUAAAUAAUUUCAAAUUUUUUAGCUAAUUUUUUAAAAUGUCCUGCUUUCACAUUGAAGGGCAGAGCCUACAAAAUAUUGUAUAUUUCAAAAGACAAAAAGAAGCAGCAGCAAUAUCUUGUUCUCUAAUUCAUAGACAAGUUAGUGUGUUUGUGGUACUUUGGGUUUUUUAAAGACUAUUUGUGGGAUACUAAUCCCUAAACAUUGCCUUCACUCCACUGUUAGUCCUUCUGAGCACCAUCUCAGGAGUUGGACCAUUAUUAUCCUUGUAAGAAAUACUUAAGCUUUGGUUGUUGUUGUUUUUGUUUUUUGUUUUUUUAAUGCAGUUGUUUCCUUUCUUCUUUGCUGGUGGUUGAGGUAGAUGGGGCAGUUUGGUUAGGUAGUGUUUAUACUUUGGUCUCAGUAUUUGAGUUAAACUGCUUUUUGCUAAUGAGUGGGCUAGUUGUUAGCAGGUUUGUUUUUCCUGCUGUUGAUUGUUACCAGUGGAAUUAACUUUUAGAGUGUGAGCUGGUGAGAUUAAUUUAUUUUAAUAUCCCAGCUAGAGAUAUGCCUUUAACUGACCUAAAGAGGUUUGUUGUGAUUUACCUUUUUUUUUCUCCUGCCCUUUUUCUUCAGUGAACCCAAUAGUAGUUUUAGUCAACAUUGUUAAAAAUGGAGUUUAUGUCCUUAUUGGUCAAGACCCCUAAUUAAACCUGAAGCAGGUGUUUUCUCUUGGACAUAUUAAAAAGUACUUAAAAGGAAGUUUAGCUGUAUUUGUGGCACAAAAAAUGCAUUUAAUGUCAGCUAAUGCAGGCUGCUAAACCUGUGGCCUCUGAGUGUUUGAUUUAAUAGGGAAGAAUAUCUAGGCAGUAUUUUUGAGAACAUAGCUGCGCCUUUGCUUACCUGUUGGAGAACAUCCCAGAUUUGAUUACACUCUGUGCCUACAGUGUUGAGUUUAAGGAUUUGGGGAAGAGUGGAAUUGUUGAACGUAUUGCUUCUAUUCUUGGAAAAGUAGAAGUCUAUAAGUGUUAAUAAUGCACAUGUCACUGUGACCUCCUCUACUGACAGAACUGACUUAUGCCAGAAUAUUUUCUGGCACGUAGACAAGUGGCUUUGAUAUUGAUCAGUUUUUUUUUGAAAGAUGGGAAACAUCUGAAAUUUUUGUCUUUUCCUCCCGUAGUCCCAUCUUCAAUAUUUAAAAUUUUUUAGAUUGUCAAUACUGAUGACCUUUUACAAUGUCCCAUUAGAUUUUAAAACUACACAAGGAUUGAGUUUUCUCUUGCUUGACUUUGAAAGGAAGGUUGGUUCAUAACGUUUAUCCUCUUAUGUAAAAUUCUGGUAUGAAAGUGUCAUCUCUCCAGAUAUGCUAUUUACAAAAUAUUUAUGCACAUUUUAUAAUCCUAAGUUCUUAUUUGAGAAUGUGAAAGUGUAAUAGACUUAAACAGUCUUAUUGAGUGCCAAGAAUAAUACAGAAAAGGAAGGUAGUUGAUGAAUGAACAUAUAGGGCUCCAGUCUUAAGAUAGUAAAAAUCUACAAAGACCACGCUGUUUCUUGAGCAUCAGUUUUUUAAGCAGUCUGAAUCUAGGCUUAGAAGAAAGGUUUCAUGUUAAGCACCUUUAACCUUCGUGGAUAAACUUCAGCUUGCUCUUGCCAAGAGAAGAGUGCUUGAGUUACAGAAGGCAUUAGUUUGAAGAAUUCACUCUUUUUGUAAGCUUCAGGUUAUCAAAAUAGAUUUUGAUAUGUAAAUGAAUUUUCUGAGAUGACACUGCCUCUAUUUCUAUAACCAUUUUGCCUGGACUAUCUAAACAGUCCUAUGAAUGUAUCCCUAAAUGUGGUUAUUGAAAACAGAAUAGCUGCCUCAUGACAAUUAAGUAAAUGUUAUUUAAGGAGGGAAAAAAUUUAAAUUUUGAAUUGAUUGUGCAGGCUCCCUGUCAUUAUAGUUUUCUUUUUUCCACACUUUUCAAUAACUUAACCUAAAUCGUAAAUGUUUGUAAAGGGUUAAUCGUCCUGCAUCAAUUCCAUCCACUUAAGGAGAGAGAAAAGCUGGGCACUGAUUCAUAUGCCUGUGAAUCAGUAAAGACUGAAUUGCGUGUCCCAUGUUGAGUUGGUAAUUUUGACAUAUAAUAAAAAUUCUCUUGUUGGAGGUAUUACAAUAAAUAAUUCUAUUAACUGGAAGAUCACAGAAUGUGUCCAUCAUAUUUUUCAGGAUAGAUAGUUUUUACUGUGUGAUGAAUAGGUAAAAAUUAUACUAUAUGAUAAUUGAUUUCUGUUCUAAAGAAGAGAAUCUGUAGAUAUAUCUAUGCAAUAUAUAAUUUGUCCAGAUUAGUUUUCAUUUGGUAAGAAAGUUCUGAAAUAUCCCCCAAAGCAGUUUACUUAUCAAUUGAAAGUCCUCCAAAAAUAGAACUAUUGGGAAAUCUUUGUGUGUGGUGGUGGAAAAGAAAAGCUCCCUCAGUUUUUUGGAGGGAAUAACUUUAAAAAUACUUAAAUGGCUAAGUUUACCUGGUGUGGUUAAGAAUUAAACUUGUCAAUUUUAACAUUGCUGUUACAUCUGAAAUAAACUUGUGAUGUUCUGCUAGUAAUCUGUGAUGUCUGGUAAAUAUCAUUGUACUGACGUCUGUAUUCUGGGAUCAGCAGCUAUAUGUAGUUACUGAUACUGUUAACCAUACUGUUUCAUUUACUUUCACAUUUCUUUAAGAUCUAACUCAAAACUCAUUAAGAUAGGCCAAGUGUAAUCAAGGCCCCUUAAUUCAGACCUUUUGGAAUACUGCCCAAUUUAGAAAAAGUUUUGAUUUUCAAGUCUUUUAAAGUUAGGGAAGAGGAUUUUAUUUCUUUUAAAUAACUUUAAUUGUAUGCCAGGUGUUUAUUUUUAUGAGACUACCCGCAGAUGUUGCAUUGUAAAACUUAGUACAGAUAUUAACUACAAAUAUGAUCAUCUAAGUUGCCUGUAAAAUUUUUGUUUCAUCUUGAUUUUUUCUUUUGUAAUAUGAGGGGUAAAAUAAGUAUUACCUACCUCAGAUUUGUUAAGAUUAAAUAAAACUGUACAUGUAAAAUAAAUUCUGAAACACAGAGGAUGGUACCUAGUAAGAACCCUAAUGUUAAACUUUAAUAUCUGCAGUUCAAUCCCAAAGAUGGGGGAAAAAGUCCAAGAAGCUAUCCUAAUGCUUCUGUAUUUUGAAUGUAACUGUUAAAAACAUCUAACAGGUUAAGUUUCUCCUGAAUAUUAAACAAACAUGAAUUUAAAAUUUUGUUUUUAACAAGAUUAGCUCACUAAUAUCUUAGUCAAAACUUUUGUAAUUAGAAUUUUGUUUAUUCCUUUCAAGAAACAUUGAGUGGUCUUUGCACUAUGUCUUAAAAAAAGGGCUUAGUUGGGAAAGUUCAGGACUAGUGUGUCUCAAGUAAUUUGGAUUUAAAAUGAAUAGAGAAUUUGCAGCUUUUUUAAAGCAGUGCUAUACUGUAUUUUGAAAUUUUCUUAUUUCUGGGCAGACCUGCCAGGUGACAUUUAAUGGAUUUUAUUUGUGGGCAUUUUGUAUUUCACAAUGAAAGACAGGACUGAAGUUAGAGAAGUUUCAAGUAAUUUGAAACUGGAAACAGUUUUCAAUGGUAUUUCAUUUGGUAGUGAGGUGGAGUCAGAGCAUUUCUGAGGAGUAUGUCUAAUCACCUAAAGGGUUUUUUCGAACAAUAUAUUCAUUUUCCUGUUUUUCCCUUUCCAGGUUACAUUUAGUAUGAGGAUUAACAUAUACCAAAAUAAAGUAAUGACUGAGUUGAUUUGGUGAUUUUAGAACCUAAGAGUUUCAAAGCAAUACAAAUACAUUUUCGCACUGAACCACUGGCGAAUUUUUUGCCAGGUCUGAGUUAUCACUAUGUAGUACAGCACCCUAAAAUUUAGCAGCUCAAAACAAUAGCCAUUUACUCUGUCCCACAGUUUCUAAAAGUCAGGAAACCCAAAGUUGCUGAAUUGUGUGGUUCUGGCUCAGGAUCUCAUGACAGGCUGCAGUCAAGCUGUCAGCUAGAGUUGCAUCUUCCAAAGGGUUGACCAGGGCUGGUAAAGCCACUUCCAAGAUGGCUCACUUACAUGGCUAUUGUUGGGCCUCAGUUCCUUGCUAUGUAGGUGUGUCCACAGGCUGUCUGAGUGGCACCUUGGCAUCUGGCUUCCCCCAGAGCUAAUAAUACAAGACUGAGCAGAAACCAUACUCCUGCAACUUAACUGUAGAAGUAACCUACUACUAUUGCUAACAUAUAUUGGUCCCACAGGUUAAUCUGGUACAAUGUGGGGAGGGCUACACAAGGUUAUGAAUACCAAGAGGGUGGGGGUCAUUGGCAGCCAUCUAGGAGACUGGCUACCAUAUUGCAUGAAGAAAAUGCUGGGUUUUGUUGACAAGGCAGGGUGCUUCAUAAGAUCCUGUUACAUUACUCUCUAAAGAGAUUAGUUUCCUAAACAAGGGUUAGAGAGCUCUGCAGUUUACAAUUUGGAAUGCACAAGAAAUAGGAAGUGGGCCCAAAAGUUUUCCUCUUGUGGUUUGGUUUUAGGGUUGGGGCACUAAUCUAUCUUCCAGAUUGGUGAUUUUCUAGCUAGGUGAUUUGGACAUUCCUGGAAAGUUGGGUACUGGCAUUCAUAAGUAGGAACAGUAAGCCAAUGGGAAUAUUUUAGGGAAUGACUAUUUCACAUGACAGAGGGUCCUGAAUUGGACCUUGCUUGCAGGACUGUGCCACAGGAACUUAAUCUUAGUUUAUAAUACAGCCAAGUAACAGCAUAUGGGAAAAGGGCUUGACUCAAAUUUUUAAAAUAUGUUGAUGGAACAUUGAGAAAUGUGAAAUCAGGAAGCAGUCUGUUACUGGGGUAGAAGUUCUUUUCAAUUUUCUAAAUUAAAAUAUUUGAGUUUCUUUAGGUAAGAAUUUAUCUAGAAUCAAAGUCUGCUCUAGAAGUAGUUGGGAGCAUAAAGUUAAUAUGAAGCAGUCAUUAUUUACAGCCUAAAUUCUAAAUCUUGAAGAAUUGCGGCCCAUUUUAUGUUACUAUAUGAUGAAAGCUUACAUCUAACAUUUGGGAAGAUACCCAUUUGAUGGAGUAUUUUGUCAUUUGUGUACUUCGAGUUAGACAUUCCUGAUUUAUUUGCCACAGCUGAAUUUCAUCCCAGUUUUACUCUUUAUUACUAUCCUCAAAAAACUAGAGCUUAUCUUAGCUUGCAAAGGAUUUAAGCAGUAUAAAUUAAAGCACAUGUUAGAUGGCUCUAUCUUUGCAGGGUAUCUGAAUAUGUUUUCCCUUUUUUUCUUUGUUUUUUUGUAUCAGACUUCUCGAUCUCAUCUAGUUCAUCUUUUAGAAACAGCAUUGAGGAUAUCAAAGUUCUCUAUAAAGAUUUGAACACUUGUCACUGGCAGUUUCCUACCUUAAAGUACAAUAAAACUGGCAGAUAACACAUCUAACGGCUUAUACAGGUGAAUUUGAAUAUACAACUUGAAAAAAUUAGUAUAUACGUAAUAUCGGGUGCUUUUAGUAAGAUGAGGGUUUUAUUAAUAGUUUUUUGAAAGCAGUUUUGUGACAUUCUUUGUCCUUGCUACCUUUUUAUGUAAGGUUAUCUGCCUUUAGUAAAUAUAAAGUUACAAAUUGUUCCUACUGUGUUGAGCACCAACUAUUCUCAGCUCUAGACAUAUGACAGUGAGCAAGGUAUAAAAGGUCCAUGGCCUCUUUAAAGGUAAAUCAACUUAUCUUUAAGUUGAGUAAAAUUCAUGUCUAGGUGAAGGCCUACCUCUUUAAUAAAGACUAGAGCCCACAAGGAUCUUGACUUUAAACUUUGGAAGAGGAAUAUCUCCUCCACUGACUUGCUUUCACUUAAAGCCUUAAUUCCUAAAGAAAGUGGAGACUAUAAGAAUGAAAGGACUCACACUCUGCCUCUUUGCUCCUGAGGAAAUGGAUGUGCAACCACCCAAGUCAGUGCUGUUUGUAUCUUUGGGUAGUAUUAGUUGAUCACCCAUUGCAGAAGCAGUUUUCAGAAAAUUUGUAACUGAUCAAAAUAUUUCAGAUAAUUGGAUGAUAGUGCCACAACAUCCACUCAUGGGAGAUAGGAAACCCUGCUGAUCCAUCGAGGGCAAAAUUGCAUGAAGCAGCAUGAUAUUCCUAUGAAUCAUGUUGCUUGGCAGGUUCCCAAGAUUUGGCCACAUUUGAUGAAAGCAAUCAGAGAUUUGAAUACAAAAUGUAGUGAAGUUAAAAACUGCAAAGCAAGAGUUGAACUACUUGGGAGCUAUGAUCUACAAAAACAGUUUAUUGAAGAUUCCUAUUUUGGGAAUGACUCCAACUUUGAGACUAUACCAGCAGUGUAUUAGGUACUGCAAAGUCACAGUAAAGCUGCAUCCAUUCGUUGCUGAAGGCCAAUAAUGAUUAACCUCCAUAGUGAUGUUCUAGAUUUUCUUAGUCAACAAGUGUGUUCAAAGUGUAUGUUUGCUAGCUCAAGGCCACAACUUUUUCAAUUGACCUAUUGUUUUUUAUCUUAAAAACUAAUUGUAGAUGGAAAUCAAUGUUGUGUUUGGCAGAAGAAUUAAUAAAAAUCUUUGAUCCAGACAGUUUAUGGGAUACCUUAAACAAAUUGUAUCACUUAUCUUGCCCCAAUUACAAAAAUAGUGGAACAAAUAAAAUAGUACAACCAUGAAAUA
Messenger RNA from Choloepus didactylus (southern two-toed sloth), 7730 nucleotides. It is a transcript of the gene NAA50, whose product is annotated as N-alpha-acetyltransferase 50, NatE catalytic subunit. The coding region runs from base 306 to 815 and encodes 169 amino acids. The record is from RefSeq and is a predicted model, not a curated record. Lineage: Eukaryota; Metazoa; Chordata; Mammalia; Pilosa; Megalonychidae. Gene Ontology annotation, molecular function: acyltransferase activity, transferring groups other than amino-acyl groups. The transcript has 5 exons. Gene Ontology annotation, biological process: mitotic sister chromatid cohesion. Gene Ontology annotation, cellular component: NatA complex.